GGGAGGGGCCGGGACGCCGGCGCGUCGGUGCCGACGGUCUCCAGGCGGGAGCGAAGAGGAGGUGAACUCCUCUGGUCCGCUGUGCAGCCUGUGGGAAGAUGCAAGCCGUUGGCCUUCCUUUGCUUCAGCUAUAAACUUUUUGAAAGGACUUCACUUAGCACAGUGCCCAGGGAGCAAAGCAGAAUCCAGACGGUUUGGAAGCACUUGGAAAAUGUGUGUUCUUCUAAUUGAAGCCUUUUAUGGUGGUUCCCACAAACAGCUGAUGGAUCUUCUCCAGGAGGAGCUACAAGAAGACUGUGUCCUCUGUACACUCCCUGCCAAGAAGUGGCACUGGAGAGCACGGACUGCUGCUCUCUAUUUCAUGCAAACAGUGCCAAUAAAUCCUAAUUACAGGAUCCUCUUUGCAAGCUCGGUGCUUAACCUGGCUGAACUCACUGCCCUCCGCCCUGACCUUGGCAAAUUGAAAAAGGUCCUCUACUUCCAUGAGAACCAAUUGGUAUAUCCUGUCCAGAAAUGCCAGGAAAGGGAUUUUCAAUAUGGAUACAACCAGAUUCUUUCAUGCUUGGUUGCUGAUGUUGUGGUGUUCAACUCUGCUUUUAAUAUGGAAUCGUUUCUUACAUCCAUUGGAAAAUUUAUGAAGCUGAUUCCUGACCACAGACCUAAGGAUUUGGAAGAAAUAAUCAGACCAAAGUGCCAAGUUCUUUAUUUUCCAGUCAGGUUUCCUGAUGUGAGCAGGUUCAUGCCAGAACAUAAGCUUGCCCAUUUUGAAAAAGUAAUUGGUGUUAAAAGAAAUGAAGAUGCUUAUCAAACGGUGGGUCUGCCUUUCCAGCAGAAGUGCAGAGUUUUAAUGAAAACCAGCAAUGCAGCUAGCAAGUCUGGACUUUGUGAAGCCCAGCCUAGACUUCAUGCCACACAGCACGAGGGGCUGCCUUCCACAUUAACAGCAGUGGCGAGAUUGAAUGAGUCUGAAGCAUCAGAAAGUACAAAUCCUUAUCAAGAAGAAGAUAAGCAACAUCUGACUUUUAAACUUUCUAAUAUCUUGAGUGGACAGGACUAUCAGCAAAGACCUUUGCACAUUGUCUGGCCUCACAGGUGGGAACAUGACAAAGGUCCAGAAACUUUCUUUGAAGUCCUGCUGAAACUGAAAGAAAAAGAUCUACCUUUUCGUGUGUCCGUUCUUGGAGAGGCUUUCAGUGAAAUUCCAGAUAUCUUUUCAGAGGCCAAAAAACUGUUGGGAUCUUCUGUUUUGCACUGGGGCUACUUACCCACAAAGGAUGACUAUUUCCAAGCUCUGUGCAUGGCUGAUGUUGUCAUCUCGACAGCUAAACAUGAAUUCUUUGGCGUGGCAAUGGUUGAAGCUGUAUAUUGUGGCUGUUACCCACUGUGUCCCAAAUCCUUGGUGUACCCAGAGAUAUUUCCAGCUGAAUAUCUGUAUUCUACACCUGAACAGCUUUUUAAAAGGCUUCAGAAUUUCUGCAAGAGACCCGAUAUUGUGAGGAAACAUCUUUAUAAGGGCGAGACGGCUGGGUUUUCUUGGGCAGCGCUCGGCAGUAAAUUCAGGUCUCUGCUCGCAGCAGAACCGAGGGAAGAUUUGUGACAGAUGGGGCUAAGUCACAAACUUGCAGCCUCAGGCAGAAUUGUGGAAGUUUCCAGAGUGUGCCCAUAUUUACCUGAUCAGAGAGAAAAGAAAAUCUGCAGAGGAAGCCGAGCCUGGCUGCUUGUCAUAGCUGACACAGAGCCAUCUGCCACAAACCUGUGGCGGCUUCAGAUCUCCAAUCCCUGCCACCACCCCAGCUCAAAUUAAAUACAGAUUCUUAGAGAUGUUAUGAUGGUUACACAUGUCCUCGGCAUCACAUGCAGGAGACUGUUCAAAAAAAAUAUGUGGCCUGUUGUGUAACCGCACUCAUGUAUCCCAUAUGUGGUGCCACAUUGAAUUUCCGGUUGAAUCUGUUUUUAUCCUUUGUACUGGAUGACAUGGUGCCUGAAUUCUUUCUUUUCGCCGACACGAUGGCAGCCAAGCUGCAGCUUCAAACGCUCACACUUGGCUGAGUUUCUACCUAGGUUGCCAGGUUAUCAUUGGAGCCUUAUUGUGUCCUCAAAGGGCCACAGGGCCUGAAAGGAGGAUACGAAUGCUGCCGGACUAAUUGGGCAGCCAUGUCCGGGUUGUUUGGAGGCAAAGGGCUGCUUUAGCACUCUUUUUUUUCCUUUUCUCUCUUUUUUUUUUUUUCCAAAUUAAUGGCUCUCUGGCACAGGGGUUUUUAAGUGAAGGUAUUAAUAAGGGAUCUGGCAGGUAAUCCCAUGAUUCAUGGAGUUACAUUUGCAUUUAAUUAAUCUUAAAGAAAGCUGAAAGAUAAACAGCUGUAAUUCAGACUAGCAUGGGAAAUAUGCUACAUGGUGCCAUCUAUCCGAUUAAAUGAAAGCCAAGACACUUGUUUUAUUUCUCUCAAGGAUGGAGAACAAACAGAUAACAAUCAAAAUACUUCCAAUAAAAACCAGUAGUUUAAAUGUAAUGGCAGUUCAUCAAGAAUCUUUGCAUCCAGUUGCAAAUACAGUCUUUUAAAGAUAAAUCACUUAUGAUUCCAGCAGUCAAGCUGGUAUAUUUGUUGAUGUAAAAUGUUUUGAAGAUGUAGAUUGUACAAUAAAUUUUUAAUAAAGUGCCCACUGCAAUUUUUAA
This is a messenger RNA of Melopsittacus undulatus (budgerigar), 2674 nucleotides long. It is a transcript of the gene QTMAN, whose product is annotated as glycosyltransferase like domain containing 1. The record is from RefSeq and is a predicted model, not a curated record. The transcript is spliced from 11 exons. The coding region runs from base 212 to 1597 and encodes 461 amino acids. NCBI's taxonomy places the organism in Eukaryota, Metazoa, Chordata, Aves, Psittaciformes, Psittaculidae. Gene Ontology annotation, molecular function: glycosyltransferase activity.